Messenger RNA from Vitrella brassicaformis, 2509 nucleotides. NCBI's taxonomy places the organism in Eukaryota, Vitrellaceae. The record is from the annotation of a GenBank genome assembly.
UGAGAGGAAUGAACUUCAGCUGGCAGUUCGAUGGAUGCGACACGGAGCGACCGACGUCCAUUUGCAACGGUCAGCGAACGAGUGACGGCUCACAUCACACAGAAAUGUACCACAGCAUAUUGUGAGAAAAAACCGUGUAUCUAGUGUGAAGGACCCUUGAAAACCAGCGGCACACCGACCGACAUAUGAGCACGAUGUGAUGUGUAUACCGACCAUACCAGGUGGGCUCUCUCAUCAACACAUACACACCACAAACACACGCAAUCCCUAUCUGCCCUGCCUAGCCCCCACACAUGAGUGGAAUGCUCUGUGCCUGAUACUGUAACUGUACAACGCAUAAAAUUGCCACGCCAGCCACCAAUUAGGAAUCCAUGGUGAAUUGCCCGUUUGUCUCCCUGUCUGUGCUCCGCCCUCCCUCCCUCCCUCCCUCCCUCCCUCACUCAUCUAUACUACAAGGCGGCCACAACGCAUUUGCAGCAAUCAUGCACAACACAGUGUUCGUCAACCAUCAUCGGCCAAUGGCACCAUUGUAUGAAGCAGCCACAAGAAAGCGCAACACACACACUCAAGACACAGCGGGGCAGGCACCCAGCCAGCCAGCCAGCCAGCCAGCCAGACAGGAGAGGGAAAACCAGCUUUUAGCUGACUAUGCUCUGGACACACGCAUGACACACACACACACACAUACCCACACGCAUACGUCGUGGCAGCCGCCCUUUGUCCGAAUCGCAGAGAGAGCGAAAAAGACAGAGCAAGCAUACAUUCGCACACACACAACAGAGCCUGUCGAGCCUGUCUGUCUCUAGUCUCUAGGGCGCCUCAGUGGGCGACUCCGGGGCCCUCACACCCGCCGGCGUGCUGCUCGGGCGGUUUCCCUUGGCUCCGAUGGCCUGCCCAGUGUGCCACUGGGGCGAAUAGGGUCCACUGCCGGUGACCACAGUGAGGCCGUGGGAGCUCAGCUUGGUGCGCACGACGUUGGGGGGGCUGCCUGGAUGAGGUCCGUCGGGCAGUCCGUCGGCUGAUGUCCGCUUUGCAGGUGGUGAGAUGGGUGGCUGUGGUCUGAUCCAGUUGACCUUGUAGUAGAAGGCCUCGUUGCCGUUGGACAUCCGGAGGGUCGUCUUCUCAAUCGCUAUCGACAGCUCGUGCUCUUGCCUGAUGCACUCAACGACGGAGGGAUGCAGGGAGGGAUGGAUGGGGUGUGUGGUCAUGUCAUCUGUGUGGUCAUCGGUGGGGGACUGCUCACUUACGCCAUGUACGAGAUGAGAAGCUCCCUCCUGCCAGCGAUCAGCUCACACAGACUGUCGGAGAAGAAGGGCUCCACCCAACACACGGGGGGCGGGGCCUGCGGGGUGGCGGCAGCGGGGGGAUGGCCGCCCACACCACGAGACGGCAAAGACGAGCCCCUCACGUGACACCUGGUAUCGUCACGCCCAGACAGACAGACAGACAGACAGACAGAGGACGGAAUGUUUUCUCGACCCUCCAAUCAGUCAAGUCGAUGACUCCGUCAUCCAUCCAUCCCAUCACGUACCUGGCCACAAUGUCGUCUCGGUGCACAUCGAUCUUGCCCCAGCCGAGUAUCUGCACCGUCACCCUGUCCUCCUCCCGCGCCGAAGGGAACACCCCAACCGCACACGCCUGCAGCGACACACCCAUACCCGCACCGCCGCACGCCGACGCCUCACGAUGGUGGUCCCUCUCACGCCGCUCCUCAUCCCACCCCUCCCCUGCGCAAUGCCUCGGCAGCCCACCGCCGUCCACGAACUGGCGGAAGCCUUUGAAGAGCACCGCUGCGAAAUUGCGCAGGAGCGCGCGCAUCUUCUGGUCGCCCCACCUCUGCUCCUGCGCCAGCUCCUCCAGCUUCCGGUCAGAGAGAGUUAGGGGUGGGGGCAGGGCGGCCGCUGUGCGACCGUUCUCGAGCAGCGCCUCGAUAUCAAUGUUGUAGAAGUCGAGCUCUUUGAGCAGGUGGUCCUCCAUCAGGUGAGGGGGGCAAUACCAGGACCGGGAGCGGAGGAUCUCCAACACGGCCUCAUAAUACGCACCCGACCUGCAAACACAUGGGAGAGAGAGAGUCUGAGUGAGGACGGUGCCUCUGCGGCUGUUUGUGUGAGGGAGCUCUGCAGGGAUGCCCACGCACCUAUCGAUGAAGUAUGCGCCGCUCUCGUCGCGGUAGGCAGGAAUGCGGCCACUCAGGAGGCCGACGAAGAAAGAAUUCUGGGCCAAACCGGUCUGCACACAAACAUAACCAGACAGACCCCACAGGCUACCAAAUAGAUGCCACCACCUUUUGCCUCCCGUGGUGUGCGAGUGACCUGCCAGCCUACCUGGAGUGUCGACGCGAGUGUGGUGAACUUCAUCCCUCCGACAUUCAGAUGCACCAACGGAGAUGGCGCGGGCGGCGGCGAGUAGUCGGGCGUAGACUGCCUCACGAGCGAUGACGACGAAGCCUCUUCCAUCUUCCAGACCAGCUGGAUGGUCGUGCCAUCAAAACCGUGAUUCUCGUUCUCCC